CACUACCACUACCACUAACUACCACCCAUCAUCAUCUCGUUUCUUUCUUCCAUCCUUCCUCUCAUCCCUCUCUUUUAUCAUCUUCUCUUCCUUCCUCUUCUCUCAGUCCAUCACUAUCGUCCUAUCCAUUCUUCAACCAUCAACUCACCAUUAUCUGCAUGGCUUAGGCUAAUCAUCGCUCAUCUUGAACCCCUCCACCCAUCCAAACCUCCAACCAACCCAACCCCCGCUUCACCAGUCUGUGACUAUGGCCUACUACGACGGGCGCCAAUAUUCUUCUCGCCCUUCGGCUGGCUAUAACCCCGACUACUAUCCUCCCCCAUCUCGUCAUCAAACCGAUGUCGUGCGUCAUCACCGGGAUGGCAGUGUCGAGUCCUUCGAGGCCGUUCACCGUGACUACCCCCCCGCCGAUUAUGGCUACGAGUACGGCUACGGGAUUCCCCCGCAAGGAAAACCCACCCGCGCGUCCACCGUCCACGAAAGUGUGCGCCGUUCCCACUCCGUGAAUCCGCGCGACCCUUACGACGGCGGCUCAGACUACUAUCGGCCCUCACAUCGCCGAUCUAGACGCCAUGACGAUCGACAUGACCGGGGAAGAUAUUCCCGAUCCCCCUCCGACAGUCGUUCUCCCCCACCGCGCCGACGAAAGUCCAUCUCCGAGCAAGCCCUGGGGGCGCUCGGGUUGGGUUCCCUUGCGUCGUCGGGAUCGAGACAUCGGGAGCGCGGCCGCUCGCAGGCCCGCGACCGCAAAUCCUACUCCUACUCGCCGUCUCCGACUCGCUCGCGGAGUCGCCAUCGGCGCGAGAAAAGCGAGCAACGUAUCGCACAGGCGAUGCGGGCCGCUCUGACCGCCGGAGCCAUCGAGGCAUUCCGCGUCCGCAAGGAUCCCGGGGAGUGGACCGGCGCCAAGGGGAAACGGAUCUUAACCGCUGCCAUCGCGGCCGGAGGCACGGAUGGACUGGUGGACCGCGAUCCCAAGAAGCACUCGAAGCGUCAUGUCGUCGAAUCGACCCUGGCCGGGCUCGCCGCAAACCAUUUUCUGAACGGGUCCCGAUCCCGUUCCCGAUCCCGCGGCCGGCACCAUGGCCGCUCCCAAAGCAACAGUGGCGUAAAGAAUCUUGCUGCCACAGGCGCCUUAGCUGCGAUUGGCAAGGAAGCGUACGAUCGGUUCCGCUCCAAGUCCCGCCCCCGGGACCGGAGUCGGGGUCGAUCCCUCUCGCAGGACAGCUACGAGGACCGUCGUCCGAGACCGCGGAGCAAGAGCGUUUCGGACUACAUCCACAAGGGGAUGGAGGCGCUGGGCCUGAGCGAGAAGGACCACCGCCGGGACAGCCGGGACCGCCGGGACCGAGAGGGCCGCCACUCGUCUCGCCGCGAUGAUUACCCCGACGACUAUAGCGACUAUGAGUAUCGCCGUCACCGAAGCCCACGGCGCGCCCGGCAUUCUAGAGAUGUGAGUCGACCAAUUGUUCACGCCGACGAAGCUGGCUAUAGCCGUACCCGUGCCCCGGAUGAGCCCCGCUCCAACAGCACCGAGGAUUGUGACUCUGACUUAGGUAGCAGUACCGAUGAGGAGAAGCGCCAGAAGAAACUAACGCGCAAGACGCUGGUCAAGACCGGCCUGGCGACCGUGGCCACGAUCCACGCCGCCCAUGAGCUCUACGAAAACAUGGAAAAACACAAGAAACGAGCCGAGCAGCUCCGCGAGGGCGAGAUCACCCCGGAGGAAGCCCGCCGCCGCCGCCUGAAAGCCAACCUCGGCGAUAUCGCCAGCGUGGGCGUCGCCGCCUGGGGGAUCAAAGGCGCCGCGGAAGAAUGGAAACAUGCGGCCGAGCUCCGGAAGGAACGCCACAAGUUGCGGGAGGAGUGCGAGCAGAAGCGCGAACGUCGCCAUCAGCGCGCGCAGAGCCACGCGGGCUAUGACCAUCACCACCAACCGCGGACCGUGUACCCUGAUGAGAUCGAGGAGCACCACCCGUCCGAGUAUGGGUCCACCCCGAGCCUGCGGUCCCGGUCGGCCGGACGGUCGGGACGGGUGCCCAUGGCGCAGUACGCUUAAAUGCCUGUGGGAAGGAGGAGGGCUUGAUGCACAGGGUAUCAGACCUGUUUGGUGAUGGAGUAUAGGAUGUGCGAUGAUAUGAUGAUGAACUUACGAUUUGAUGAAUUCUCGAGACGGGUUCGUCUUGGGGGCUGAUGUAUUUUACUUCUGGAUGCCUUGGUUCUGUGGCUUUGAUUUUUUGAUGCGUGGCUUUGUGAUGCGUGCGGCCCUACUGAUGACAGAUCGAUGAUGGGAUCGUGGGGGCAAUCUGCUCUACCAUUGAUGAUUGUUUUGACAUGGCUUGUUCGGGAUUAUUUAUGACAUGACCGGAAGUGAACUGGCU
This is a messenger RNA of Aspergillus japonicus CBS 114.51, 2381 nucleotides long. RefSeq lists its product as uncharacterized. The record is from RefSeq and is a predicted model, not a curated record. The transcript is spliced from 2 exons. Bases 248 to 2059 code for a protein of 603 amino acids. Lineage: Eukaryota; Fungi; Ascomycota; Eurotiomycetes; Eurotiales; Aspergillaceae.